AUGGUCGAAGCUUAUUAUCACGACAACGACGAUUCCGUUGACUUCCGGGAACCUCAUAACUCUGGCGAAAAGGUAUCACUGGAACAGCUAGCCCGUAUAGGCGCAUUUUACAAAUUCUGUCCCACGUUGAAAGAGGUAGACCAGGUGGCCCUCGAUAGAGCCUAUAAGAACAGGGACACUGUAAGCAUUUCUAAAGAAAGUCUGGGCGACGCACUUCUCCCAAAAUUGCAAACGUUCUACGCAGAGCAUCUGCAUGAAGACGAAGAAAUCAGAUAUAUCGUGGACGGCGAAGGAUACUUCGACGUACGCAAUGCAUCUGACGACAGAUGGAUUCGCUGCAAAUUGACUCCGGGCGAUCUAUUGGUGCUUCCUGCCGGUAUAUAUCACAGAUUCACACUGACAACCCAAAACUACGUCAAAGCCAUUCGUCUAUUCAAAGACGAGCCCAAAUGGGUUGCUCACUCUCGUCCUGAUGCCGACGGAAACCCAAUUCGCAGUGAGUAUCUCGCCGCACUUCAGUAA
This is a messenger RNA of Lachancea lanzarotensis, 522 nucleotides long. It is a transcript of the gene ADI1, whose product is annotated as LALA0S01e10176g1_1. The transcript has a single exon. Gene Ontology annotation, molecular function: acireductone dioxygenase [iron(II)-requiring] activity. NCBI's taxonomy places the organism in Eukaryota, Fungi, Ascomycota, Saccharomycetes, Saccharomycetales, Saccharomycetaceae. The record is from RefSeq and is a predicted model, not a curated record. The coding region runs from base 1 to 522 and encodes 173 amino acids.